AUGGGUGCAACCAGUCGAACGAAAACUCGUGCCACCUCUCCAGAACGCUCUCUUAGAUCUCAAUCUAAAUCCUCCGACCAAUCUGCAAAGUCUCAGGUCUUUGGAUCGCCUCCUCCUACCCCCAGCAGAGUGUACGGAAGAAAAUCCAAGGCUCGUUCUUGUAUGAACACACCUUCUCGUCUCCGCAGCCCUCCCGCAGCUUCUACCUCGAACACACCCUCGCGCUAUCGCAGUGCCUUUGUAUCACCGCCGACGCGUACAUAUGCGACGCAAAAUCUCGCGCUUGACUAUGAGAUUCCGAUUGUUCUUCCUGAGACACCGCCCUCGUCCGCUUCGCUGUUGGACCUGAUCUCUAAUGCAAGCCCAUCUUCAUCUACAUUCACGAGCACAUCGAGUUCGAGCAAAGUCAAGGAAUUCAUGCUGGAAAUGGACACUGAUGCUGAUUCUGACACCGAGACGGAGUUUAUUUCUAGAGGUUUACCGGUCAAAUUGUCAUCUUCCCGCGAAGUCGAACUGAAGAACGAUCUCCGCGAAGUUGAACUGAAGAAUGAGCUCCGUCAAGCUCGUGUGGAUCUCGAUAAUGCCCUCCAGGGAGCUGCGACUUUACGCGCUGCUGAAGACACUCGGAACAGAUGUCCAUACUGCCUCGAAUUUUUGUUCCAACCUUUCGUUCUCUGCUGUGGUCAUACCAGCUGCAAGGACUGUCUUGUCAGAUUAGCAGACAUGUAUUUGAAGGCAAAAAUGAAUUUCGCUUGCCCCGAUUGCCGCACGGUUCAAGGAUGUUUCACACCCGUCCCAAACUAUUUUGUUCAGAACAUUGUCGACAAUAUGUUACAAUCGAGAGGCAUUCCGUCUCCAACCCGUCAACCACUGAAGUGGCCGCUCGAAUUUCAGUCCGGGCCCACCCCUUUACCCUUCCCUCCCAGCGCAGCGACUUUCCCAGCUUAA
Lentinula edodes (shiitake mushroom) is the source of this 948-nucleotide messenger RNA. RefSeq lists its product as uncharacterized. The transcript has 5 exons. Bases 1 to 948 code for a protein of 315 amino acids. The record is from RefSeq and is a predicted model, not a curated record. Lineage: Eukaryota; Fungi; Basidiomycota; Agaricomycetes; Agaricales; Omphalotaceae.